AUGAAGCAGCGGAUGGCACCCAAGAUAUACGAGACGGUCCCAGAGCCGAACUACACGCAGCUCGUCGCCCAGACCUGGCGCCACAUCCGUGAGCAGCCUUACGAGGACGUUAUGCUGAUGCACGGUCGGUACGGGCUUAUCGGUGUCGUGCGCGCUAUCUACCAGGCCAGCGCCGUCGAUCCGAAGAAGCGCGAGGACUUCCGCGUCGUCAUGCUCGAUGCAGCGGACGCCUUGCGGGCUAUGCGCGAGACCAUUGGGUCUGCGCGUGACGCUCAGUGGGUGCCGGCCGCAGCGUUGACCGCAACGACGUCAAGCUACGGAGGUUCUUGA
Molecule: messenger RNA, 330 nt
Organism: Peniophora sp. CBMAI 1063
Lineage: Eukaryota; Fungi; Basidiomycota; Agaricomycetes; Russulales; Peniophoraceae
Source: the annotation of a GenBank genome assembly